AUGGAACCCAAGCGAACAGCUUUAGCCGGACCAAUGGCACCGACCAGUAUCAAAACUGCUCGUAAAAGUUUCGCAGUUACUAACACUUACAUCAGAAAUGCUCCUCCAACUAAGGAAAUAGUAUCGGUACACACUAGUAUGCCUCAAGUUGAGCAUAGAUCGUUUCCUCUUGAACAAAAUCAAGUAUAUCAAGGGCAAGUUAACGUUCUCUCAGUAAUAGACACAAACAAAGAAAUAAUGUGUUGUAAGUAUACGGAAGAUGUAAAUGAAAUUGCUACUGGUUUCACGGAUGGAACAAUAAGGUUAUUCAGUUGCAACGAUGGAACUUGCACACAUUUGCUUGUCGACGAUGAGUGUCGUUCAUAUCCGGGACCCGUGACCGCUAUCAAGCAUCGUCCAGUCAGUAAAGCACACCCGAUCACAAAUACGCUUUUAUCAUCGUAUGUGAAUGGAUGCAUUAAAUGUUGGAAAUAUAAAUAUGAUCAAUGCUUGUAUACUAUUAGAGAAAAAAGACAAAUAUUAGGAUUAAACUACCACCCUCGAUUUAGUAAAUUUAUUACUUAUGGAGACGAUUCGAAAUUGAACAUGUAUGAUGAAGAAGCACAAACUCAAGAAAGGGCUUUUUAUUCUAGUCAACGUAAGAAUAUAAUGGACGGACACACGUCAAGAAUUUUUGCAUGUGCUUUUAAUCCAAAAUCUCACCAUGAAUUAAUAUCUGGAGGUUGGGAUAACACUGUUAUGUUCUGGGAUGAUAGACAACCAUAUGCAACACGUUACCUUUUCGGAGUUCACAUGUGUGGAGAAGGUUUGGAUUUCGAUAAGCCUGGAAAAACGAUACUCACUUGUUCAUGGCAAGAGAACGAUUGUAUUCAGCUCUGGGAUUACGGUUCGUGUAAAUUGAUUGAAACCAUAAAACCUGAUAACCAACAGUCAAAAUUGUAUUGUGGGAAGCUGGUUCCAGAGACAAACCUGAUUUUGUGUGGUGGCUCAGACUCAAAUAUUUUGAGAUUAAUAGAUGCUAACAUGAAAAUAACCGAGUGCAGCAUUCGCAACAAUCCAGGCGGUAUAUACGCAUUUGACUUUGGCGUUAUUAGAAGGAAAAAUACGAAAAUACCAGACACAUACAAAAAUAUUAGUGAAAUACAAAACGUGCCCCGCGUUUCCUUCGUCACUGGAAAACGACUACAGUGCGUGGACUUUGGCUAAUGUUGAGAAACUCCAACAUUUAAAAUGAAAAUGUCGUCAAGGGUGGA
Molecule: messenger RNA, 1253 nt
Organism: Bombyx mandarina (wild silkworm)
Lineage: Eukaryota; Metazoa; Arthropoda; Insecta; Lepidoptera; Bombycidae
Molecular function (GO): protein binding
Source: RefSeq, a predicted model, not a curated record